CUACAGUAACAACAGCUCAUUGAUCUUAUGCAGAGUUAAACCCAGACGCACAAUUUCUGUCUUUCUCCUUUAACUUCUCUUAUAUCAUUUGGAGCUUCAACACAGCGGAUCUUCAUGACCAGAGUUAAGAUGUCAUGGCAGUCGACACACAGAAGUUCAAAGUUCCGGCAUGUUUAUGGAAAAGCGGGAGGCAGGGAGCAGUGCUACGAGGGAAUCCCCGUCACGCACAGUGUCCAUGACAAUCACUUUUGUGCCGUUAACCCCAAAUUCCUCGCCGUCGUCACCGAGAGCGCUGGUGGAGGGGCGUUCCUCAUUAUACCGCUUCAUAAGCCCGGGCGAAUAGGCCCUCAUUACCCGAAGGUCUGUGGCCACCAUGGCAACGUGAUGGACAUCAAAUGGAGUCCCUUUAUGGACAACAUCAUCGCAUCUAGCUCAGAGGACUGUACGGUGCGAAUCUGGCAGAUUCCUGAUGGUGGUUUGAGGCGGAACAUGACAGAAGCGCUGAUGAUUCUGAUUGGUCACAGCCGGAGGGUGGGGCUUAUUGAGUGGCAUCCCACUUGCAGCAGAAUUCUUCUCAGUGCUGGAAAUGACUGCAAGAUCAUGAUUUGGAAUCUUGAGGAGGGCGUGGCUGUGAAAAUGAUUGACAGUCAUCCAGAUGUUGUGCUCUGUAUGUCCUUCAACACAGAUGGAAGUUUACUGGCCACGAGCUGCAAAGAUAAAAAACUGCGAAUCAUCGAUCCCCGUUCUGGGAAAGUCCUUCAGGAAGCAGACUGUAAAAAUAUCAAAGUGAACCGAGUGGUUUUUCUGGGUAAUCUGAAGUGUGUGCUCACGACAGGCGUAUCGAGAUGGAGCACCAGACAGGUGGCUUUAUGGAAUCAGGAGGACUUGUCUUCACCCAUCACAGAGGAGGAGAUUGAUGGAUUGUCAGGUGUUCUCUUCCCCUUUUAUGAUGCUGACACACACAUGAUUUAUCUGGCUGGAAAGGGUGACGGGAACAUCAGAUAUUAUGAGGUGAGCAGUGAGAAGCCGUACCUGCAGUUCCUGAUGGAGUUCAGAUCUCCUACACCUCAGAAAGGACUAAGUGUGAUGCCCAAACGUGGAGUUGAUGUGGGCGAGUGUGAGAUCUUCAGAUUCUAUAAGCUGGUGACUCUGAAAAGUCUGGUGGAGCCCGUCUCAAUGAUCGUCCCACGCAGGUCAGAGUCGUAUCAGGAGGAUAUUUUCCCGAUGACAGCGGGCACAGAAUCGGCUCUGUCGGCUUCGGAGUGGCUCAGUGGAGUUAACAGAGGGCCCAUGUUGAUAUCUCUUAAGGAAGCUUAUAAGCGUCCAAACGCAGCUGAUCUGAGAGCAGCUAAACAGGACAGACGGACAGUGAAUGGUAUCGACUUACUGGAGAACGUUUCACCAAACACAGACAAGGAGCUCCUAAAGAUGGUCUUCAGACAACAGGAAGAGCUGAGACAACACAAGGAUGAACUGAGAGAAAAAGACGAUAAAAUCCAACAACUGGAGCUGCAACUCAGAAACAUGAAAAACACGUGACGACAAACAAACAAACAAACAAACAAACAAGGCUGUAAACCCUCAAAGAUCAUUUUUAUAAAGAAUGCACUGAGAAGAUUUAAUUAAAACCCUUUUAUUGAGAUAUUAUGUGUUUUAUUCUGACUAUUCUACAUUACAGCACAGAAGAUGGAUAUAUGUCUGUACCGCUCAAUUAAAGGUACAGAUGUACAUAUGAAGUCUGAUCAGAAAAUACUCUGAAUAUUGAAAAUGUCAAGAACUUGAUUUAUUUAUUAAUUUUUGGAUGUGACAUUAUUGGGGUAGUCAGUCAACAGAUGGAGCCAAAUGAGAGAGCUCCACUAGGCUUUAAAAGAUUUCAUUUGUCUGAGUAUUUAGUGCUUGCAUGUACAUGGGGGGGGUGGGACUAUGGCAAACCGAAUUGACAUUUAUUAAUGUUCAGAGUUAUAGAGAUCUUUAAUAACAUGUUCUUCUUUUCUUCAUUUCUACUGAAAAUGCUCAUUUUUGAUCAGUAAUUAGGUUUGGACUUCUAAAAUAUUGUAAACAAUGACAUCAUUACUCCAUUUUGCAAAUUCUUGGUAUUAAAAAUGUAAUUUUGACUAUUUUAAUUUCUGCUAGUAGAAUUUCACAAUUAUCUGUCGUCUCAUAUUCAAAACGAACAAACAGAUAUCUAUAAUGUCUUACUAGCUCAAAAUAUCACAAAUUAGCAAUGCACUUCUUACUAGUAAAACUCAUUUUUGAUAGCAAUAAUCACACAGUUAAUGGGCUACAAAUAUCCAUUCGCUAAAUAAAAAUGUUGCAUUUUAACUUGUAAAAUUUAAUUAUUGAUAUCUAUAAUUCAUAUCCAAUAUCACAAGCUGAAUUGGCAUU
This is a messenger RNA of Xyrauchen texanus (razorback sucker), 2385 nucleotides long. It is a transcript of the gene coro2bb, whose product is annotated as coronin, actin binding protein, 2Bb. The coding region runs from base 115 to 1539 and encodes 474 amino acids. Gene Ontology annotation, biological process: actin filament organization. Gene Ontology annotation, molecular function: actin filament binding. The record is from RefSeq and is a predicted model, not a curated record. The transcript is spliced from 12 exons. NCBI's taxonomy places the organism in Eukaryota, Metazoa, Chordata, Actinopteri, Cypriniformes, Catostomidae.